UGCGGGCUUGCAAGAGAGAUCCUUGGCUGUGGCCGAUGAAUGACACGGAGGGGAGGGGAGAGUUGUGUCGGCGGGGAGGGGAGAGGUGUGUUGCAGGGGAGAGGUCGCUGACAUCCACAAGAAUGUCUGUACCUGUGGCGAUAACGACGCUUUCCUUGGACACGUCAUUCACGUUGGGGGCAGAUCCCCGACAGAUGGCUGCAUUUGCCGAUUUGUUCCCAAAGCUGACCACACUCCACAUUUAUGUCUGGAAACCAAAAUCAUGCGACGAGCUCGCCAGCGUAAUCACCUGCCUUUUGCACGCGUUGCCUUUGUUGCGCACCUUGCACAUCGAUUGGGUUGAGGAGGUCCCAUACCCAUUCACGGGGUUUGUCAAUUGGGAGGAAAUCAAGAGAUGGUGGCGGGAUCAUCCACAGAAUGCCAACAUAGCUCAUCCUCAAGCCAGUUAUCAUGCCGGAGAGGACAAAGACAAGAAAGAGGACGAAGGGGAGGAUGGCGAGGAUGAUGAGCAUGAGGAGAAGGGAUGGAAUGUGGAGGAGGAGGAGGAGGAGGAGGAAGAGGAUAAGGAGGAGGAAGAGGUAGAUGGAGAGGAGGAAGAGGUAGAUGGAGAGGAGAAGGCCGACGGGGGAGAAGUACUAGGGCAAGGGUGGUCGCCAUCAUUUCGUGCUGAGCAUGAGUUGCAUCCCCUUCGGCAUCUUGUGAUUGGAGGGACAGAAACUUCUGAGACUCUGCUUGGAGUGAGAAGACAUUUUUGCUUCACUCCGGAGCGGUUUGAUAUCGUUUUCCAACAGAUUCCAUACUUACAGGCUCUCACAUGCUUUGUCGCAUCAAGGGGAUUCUCCGUGUGUUCUUCAUCACUCAGGUCGCUUGACAUGCUGUGGGACCAAUCCAUCAACACUGUGUGGAUCGCAGGCAAGCAUCCUCGCCCAGUGAAUACCAUCGACUGCCCCAAUUUAGAGCAGCUCACCGUUGGGAAGUACUCGAAGCGCUACCACAACCUGCACAUUAGCUGCCCCAAACUGAAAGAUCUUACCAUCACGAGAGAUUUCGAUCUGCUGUCCGAACCAACUUGCGCAUGUAAACGGCGCAGCAAGACAGCUGCAGGAGGUCGCGCUCGUGCUCACGGUGACGUACCCUCCUCCUGGACCGUUGGUGAUUCCCGGAAUGAUUCUAACGAUUCUUUCUCGUUUCCCUCAGGCUGCACCAACUUCAAUUCGGAGUCCCAUAAUCGGUUCUGCUCAUUGCCAUUGGAUAGCCUCGUCUCUCUCUCCCUGAACGACGGUCGGAUUUCCGAGGAAGACCUCUGUCAUCUUCUCUUCUGCCACAUUAACAGCUUUGAAAACCUGCAUUUAGAUCUCUCCCACAUCACCCGUGCGCACUGUCCGAUAUCUUUGGAAACGGCACUUGCAAUUCGAGACGUACAGCCGCAAGAACAUCAAGACUUGCUUCCAAAUUCGCUGAAUGAGGGCUUAUCGGGCGAUGGAUAUGAACUGAGACGGUCUUCAUUCAAUGGCGAUCAUGGCAAGCAAAAAUGGUUCUCUUCUUCUUCUUCUUCUUCUUCUUCUUCUUCUUCUUCUUGUACUGCUUUAGGGAGGCAUGCCUCCGGUGAGGAUGACAAAUUGGUUACCUUUUGUUCCACCGGUCCUUGUUUGGGAAUCUCGGGGACAUCGUCUCAUGGUGACGUGGCUCCUGCUGCUGCUGCAACUGUUUCUGCUGCGAAGAUCGGCGGCACCUGUCCACCAGGCAGUGCGUCAAGUUGUUCUGCUGCGGCCCCUAUUUGCUUUCAGAGAAUGAAAUCCUUGUACCUGAGCUCACAUUUCAUGGCACUGAUGGAGGAAUAUUAUAAACGGGUCGUGGCAGCCAGCUCAGCAGAGUUGUCGUUCCCGUACGCAGCAUCGCAUCCUCAAUCCCGGUGCCACAAGCACCUUGAAGUCGGGAAAGGUAAGCCUGCAGAGUCGGAGUCUUUGCGCCUGCCUCUUCUGACGUCAGAAGCAACACAAUCUGCAGCAUCCAGUGGUAGAGAGGAGUCUCAGAGAGAGAACUUCAAGCGUGAUCGUUCUGGGACUCGAGGCUGGUGCAGCGCGUUUUUCAUUUCUCCUCAGCUGGAAAAGAUUUAUCUUUGCAGAUGCAUUCAUAAAGACUGUCGGCGUUGUCAUUUCCCACCGGAAUUUCCAAACCUGCGCAGCAAAGAAGAGGACGCGGCGGCGGAGGAAGAGAAUGUUGUGGCAUUGGUUGGGAUGAUCGGAUGCUUUUUGACAUCCUGCGGUAACUUGAAGACGGUGGGAGGAGACAUUUAUAAAUCGACGGUGAAUUGUGAUCUUAUGGUGAAGGAUCUAAAGGCCUCUUUUCCAGGUGUGAAUUUCCAACUUCAGCUGCAUAAUAGAUCUUGUUUCUAGUCCCUUUUUCUUUAAAUUCGUUUUCUGUUCCGGGACCCCGAUUCUUUUUUUUUUUUUUUUUUUUUUUUUUUUUKUUCCCCCGAUUCUGGCGAGAGCCAGUGAGGUGCACCUGCACCAGCAGGACACCUUGCGUCCACGCUUAGGGAGGGAGAGGAAGAGAAUGAAGACCCUUGUGUUUGUACAAAAGGCCAGGCCUCACUGGUCUUAUGUUCAUGCCAACAAAGCACGAACAUGGCCACUAUUAUGACCAGGUGCAUGCUCUUCAAGCCUGAACAAAGCAGCUGAAAGGCCUGUCAGUGAUCCAAAAUGGCGGAGCAAGGCUCUUUUACUUCAAUUAUCUUACGUUGCUGGAACUAAUCAGUGCUGCUGCCUCAGGGUCCCUUGCGUCUUGACCAUAUGAAAGGAAGCGCCAAGUGCAUAAUAUCUGAUGUAAGGGGCAGUGGACCCCUUUAAAAUUUCCUGUAAUGAACUCAAACCACAAGU
This is a messenger RNA of Chara braunii, 2879 nucleotides long. The record is from the annotation of a GenBank genome assembly. Lineage: Eukaryota; Viridiplantae; Streptophyta; Charophyceae; Charales; Characeae.